Molecule: messenger RNA, 591 nt
Organism: Paraglomus brasilianum
Lineage: Eukaryota; Fungi; Glomeromycota; Glomeromycetes; Paraglomerales; Paraglomeraceae
Source: the annotation of a GenBank genome assembly
AUGAACUUCAAGAUAUUCAGGUCGAUAAUAGUAACAACUCAAGGUCUUAAAUCCGAAAAUACAGAAUCUGGCUUUGAUAAUAAUGAAGAACCACACGAAGAAGAAUACUAUGCACACAUUAUUGAUCUUGAUAAUGUGACAGUACGAGAUAGACCUCCGUUCUUUACGGUUGAAGAAUAUCAUAAAUCAUUUGUAAGUGCUGGUAUGAUCUUAUUGUAUGAAACCCAACGGCCGAGUACCGAGGCAAUAUUCUGUACUCGAUUUAUUCAACCCAUAAUUGAACUUUUCAUAUUCAUAUUUAAAAACCUGGAUGAAAUUCGAACAGCGCCGAAAUUAUUAUCUCGAAAGGAUCGGUUCGAAAUGUUGCGGUAUAGGUUCUCUAGAUAUAAAGAAAUUCUGCUUAUUGAGUUAUCUGGAGUACCGACUCGUUUCGCAGAAAACGAUAAAGUAGAACUUGAACGGUGCUUGGUUGACGUACUCAAUAACUUUCUGGAUGAUUACAAAAAAUGUGAUUUUGAAGUUGCCAAGAAAUUACGAGUAUUCGGCCUUCAAACUGAAGGUAAAGUUUUGCCUUUUCUGUUACAAUUGUGA